Artibeus jamaicensis (Jamaican fruit-eating bat) is the source of this 5428-nucleotide messenger RNA. It is a transcript of the gene PTPRT, whose product is annotated as protein tyrosine phosphatase receptor type T. Gene Ontology annotation, molecular function: protein binding; protein tyrosine phosphatase activity. The record is from RefSeq and is a predicted model, not a curated record. Bases 148 to 4533 code for a protein of 1461 amino acids. Gene Ontology annotation, cellular component: membrane. Lineage: Eukaryota; Metazoa; Chordata; Mammalia; Chiroptera; Phyllostomidae. Gene Ontology annotation, biological process: protein dephosphorylation. The transcript has 32 exons.
GCUCCGGGAGCCCAACGGAGCCAGACGGGCGCCCAGGGCGCUCCCAGCCCGCGGCCGCGUCGGCGAUGCCGGGCUGCCCUGCGCCCGCCCCAGUCCCGGCCCGGGCCCCCGCGGAAAGGGGCUGAGCCGCCCGCCGCCGCCGCCCGGAUGGCGAGCCUAGCCGCGCUCGCCCUCAGCCUGCUCCUGCGUCUGCAGCUGCCGCCGCUGCCCGGCGCCGGGGCACAGAGCGCCGCAGGCGGCUGUUCCUUUGAUGAGCACUACAGCAACUGCGGUUACAGCGUGGCCCUGGGGACCAAUGGGUUCACCUGGGAGCAGAUCAACACGUGGGAGAAACCAAUGCUGGACCCAGCUGUGCCCACAGGGUCCUUCAUGAUGGUGAACAGCUCCGGGAGGGCCUCUGGCCAGAAGGCCCACCUCCUCCUGCCGACCCUGAAGGAGAACGACACGCACUGCAUUGACUUCCACUACUACUUCUCCAGCCGGGACAGGUCCAGCCCGGGGGCCUUGAAUGUCUAUGUGAAGGUGAACGGCGGGCCCCAGGGGAACCCCGUCUGGAACGUGUCCGGCGUCGUCACCGAGGGCUGGGUGAAGGCAGAGCUGGCCAUCAGCACCUUCUGGCCUCAUUUCUACCAGGUGAUAUUUGAAUCCGUCUCUUUGAAAGGUCAUCCUGGCUACAUCGCCGUGGACGAGGUCCGGGUCCUCGCUCAUCCGUGCAGAAAAGCACCUCACUUUCUGCGGCUCCAAAAUGUCGAGGUGAACGUGGGGCAGAACGCCACAUUUCAGUGCAUUGCUGGCGGGAAGUGGUCUCAGCAUGACAAACUGUGGCUCCAGCAAUGGAACGGCAGGGACACGGCCCUCAUGGUCACCCGCGUUGUCAAUCACAGGCGCUUCUCGGCCACAGUCAGCGUGGCCGACACUGCCCAGCGGAGCGUGAGCAAAUACCGCUGCGUGAUCCGCUCCGACGGGGGCUCCGGGGUGUCCAACUACGCGGAGCUGAUUGUGAAAGAGCCUCCCACGCCCAUCGCACCCCCAGAGCUGCUGGCUGUGGGGGCCACGUACCUGUGGAUCAAGCCCAACGCCAACUCCAUCAUCGGGGACGGCCCCAUCAUCCUGAAGGAGGUGGAAUACCGCACCACCACCGGCACCUGGGCUGAGACCCACAUCGUUGACUCUCCCAACUAUAAGCUGUGGCACCUGGACCCCGACGUGGAGUACGAGAUCCGGGUUCUGCUGACGAGGCCAGGAGAGGGGGGCACAGGGCCACCAGGGCCUCCGCUCACCACCAGGACCAAGUGCGCAGACCCCGUGCACGGCCCACAGAACGUAGAGAUCGUGGACAUCCGAGCGCGGCAGCUGACUCUGCAGUGGGAGCCCUUCGGCUACACCGUGACCCGCUGCCACAGCUACAACCUCACGGUGCAGUACCAGUACGUGUUCAACCAGCAGCAGUAUGAGGCGGAGGAGGUCAUUCAGACCUCCUCCCACUACACCCUGCGGGGUCUGCGGCCCUUCAUGACCAUCCGCCUGCGGCUGCUGCUGUCCAACCCCGAGGGCCGGAUGGAGAGCGAGGAGCUGGUGGUGCAGACGGAGGAGGAUGUUCCAGGGGCUGUCCCUCUAGAGUCCAUCCAAGGAGGGCCCUUUGAGGAGAAGAUCUACAUCCAGUGGAAACCUCCCAAUGAGACCAACGGGGUCAUCACGCUUUAUGAGAUCAACUACAAGGCUGUGGGCUCCCUCGACCCGAGCGCCGACCUCUCCAGCCAGAGGGGGAAAGUGUUCAAGCUCCGGAAUGAAACCCACCACCUCUUCGUGGGUCUGUACCCAGGGACCACCUACUCCUUCACCAUCAAGGCGAGCACAGCAAAAGGCUUUGGGCCCCCCGUCAGCACUAGGAUCGCCACCAAAAUUUCAGCUCCCUCGAUGCCCGAGUAUGACACGGACACCCCGCUGAACGAGACGGACACAACCAUCACGGUGAUGCUGAAGCCCGCGCAGUCCAGGGGAGCGCCCGUCAGUGUUUAUCAGCUGGUCGUCAAGGAGGAGAGGCUGCAGAAGUCACGGCGGGCAGCCGACAUCAUCGAGUGCUUUUCGGUGCCUGUGAGCUAUAGGAACGCCUCCAGCCUCGACUCUCUGCACUACUUUGCGGCUGAGCUGAAGCCCGCCAACCUGCCCGUCACUCAGCCCUUCACAGUGGGCGACAACAAGACGUACAAUGGCUACUGGAACCCCCCUCUUUCCCCUCUGAAGAGCUACAGUAUCUACUUCCAAGCACUCAGCAAAGCCAAUGGCGAAACAAAGAUCAACUGUGUCCGCCUGGCUACGAAAGGUGCCUCCACCCAGAAUUCUAAUACUGUGGAGCCAGAGAAGCAGGUGGACAACACUGUGAAGAUGGCUGGAGUGAUCGCUGGCCUCCUCAUGUUCAUCAUCAUCCUUUUGGGUGUGAUGCUCACCAUCAAAAGGAGAAGAAAUGCUUAUUCCUACUCCUAUUACUUGAAGCUGGCCAAGAAGCAGAAGGAGACCCAGAGUGGAGCCCAGAGGGAGAUGGGGCCUGUGGCCUCGACCGACAAACCCUCCACCAAGCUCAGCACCGGCCGCAAUGAUGAAGGGUUCUCCUCUAGCUCUCAGGACGUUAAUGGAUUCACAGAUGGCAGCCGCGGAGAGCUGGCCCAGCCCACGCUCACGAUCCAGACUCACCCCUACCGGGCCUGCGACCCCAUGGAGAUGAGCUACCCUCGGGACCAGUUCCAGCCCGCCAUCCGGGUGGCCGACCUGCUGCAGCACAUCACCCAGAUGAAGAGAGGCCAGGGCUAUGGCUUCAAGGAGGAAUAUGAGGCCUUACCGGAGGGGCAGACAGCUUCAUGGGACACAGCCAAAGAGGAUGAAAAUCGCAAUAAGAAUCGAUACGGAAACAUCAUAUCCUACGACCAUUCCCGGGUGAGGCUGCUGGUGUUGGAUGGGGACCCGCACUCCGACUACAUCAACGCCAACUACAUUGAUGGAUACCAUCGACCUCGGCACUACAUUGCAACUCAAGGUCCAAUGCAGGAGACUGUAAAGGACUUUUGGAGGAUGAUCUGGCAGGAGAACUCAGCCAGCAUCGUCAUGGUCACCAACCUCGUGGAGGUGGGCAGGCACCCAGCGGAACACACUGUGGGAAAUGCCACUGUAGGCCGUGCGGCGUCCCCCGGAAUGGUAAAGUGUGUGCGAUACUGGCCGGAUGACACAGAGGUCUAUGGAGACAUUAAAGUCACCCUGAUUGAAACAGAGCCCCUGGCGGAAUAUGUCAUACGCACCUUCACGGUCCAGAAGAAAGGCUACCAUGAGAUCCGGGAGCUCCGCCUCUUCCACUUCACCAGCUGGCCCGACCACGGCGUCCCCUGCUAUGCCACUGGCCUCCUGGGCUUUGUCCGCCAGGUCAAGUUCCUCAACCCUCCUGAAGCUGGGCCCAUCGUGGUCCACUGCAGUGCUGGAGCCGGGAGAACCGGCUGCUUCAUUGCCAUUGACACCAUGCUCGACAUGGCUGAGAACGAAGGGGUGGUGGACAUCUUCAACUGCGUUCGUGAACUCCGGGCCCAGAGGGUCAACCUGGUGCAGACAGAGGAGCAGUACGUGUUCGUGCACGACGCCAUCCUGGAAGCGUGCCUCUGCGGCAACACCGCCAUCCCCGUGUGUGAGUUCCGCUCUCUCUACUACAACAUCAGCAGGCUGGACCCCCAGACCAACUCCAGCCAAAUCAAGGAUGAGUUUCAGACCCUCAACAUUGUGACACCCCAUGUCCGGCCCGAGGACUGCAGCAUCGGGCUCCUGCCUCGGAACCACGAUAAGAACCGGAGCAUGGAUGUCCUGCCUCUGGACCGCUGCCUGCCCUUCCUCAUCUCGGUGGACGGAGAAUCCAGCAACUACAUCAAUGCAGCGCUGAUGGACAGCCACAAGCAGCCCGCCGCCUUCGUGGUCACGCAGCACCCGCUCCCCAACACCGUGGCGGACUUCUGGAGGCUGGUGUUCGAUUACAACUGCUCCUCCGUGGUGAUGCUGAAUGAGCUGGACACUGCCCAGCUCUGCAUGCAGUACUGGCCUGAGAAGACCUCCGGGUGCUACGGGCCCAUCCAGGUGGAGUUCGUCUCCGCAGACAUCGACGAGGACAUCAUCCACAGGAUAUUCCGCAUCUGCAACAUGGCUCGGCCGCAGGACGGGUACCGUAUAGUCCAGCACCUCCAGUACAUUGGCUGGCCCGCCUACCGGGACACGCCCCCCUCCAAGCGCUCUCUGCUCAAAGUGGUGCGGCGGCUGGAGAAGUGGCAGGAGCAGUACGACGGGCGGGAGGGGCGCACGGUGGUCCACUGCCUAAAUGGGGGAGGCCGCAGCGGCACCUUCUGCGCCAUCUGCAGUGUGUGUGAGAUGAUCCAGCAGCAAAACAUCAUCGACGUGUUCCACAUCGUGAAGACGCUGCGUAACAACAAGUCCAACAUGGUGGAGACGCUGGAACAGUAUAAAUUUGUAUACGAGGUGGCACUGGAAUAUUUAAGCUCCUUUUAGCCUGAUGGGAAGGGGAACCUGCCGGAGUCCCGAGGCCACUGCCCUCAAGCUCCCUUUCCUGUGGUGGCAGCGACUGGGCUCAGGGGCUGAGAGGCAGCGCCCUGCCCAGCACAAGGAGAAGACCGGAGGUCCCAUGUUCCGUGGUGGGCUCCGCACCUUCCCGGGGGUCUCCUGCAGCUGUGGCAGAUGCGGCUCUGAAAGGCCCAGGCUUCCCUGGCACACCCGACCAGCCACAGACACGGAGCCACACACCAGUGUCCCCAUGACAAGGCCCCGGACUUCCUGGCUCCCUGACCUCUUGCUUUUGCUCUUUCCGGUGUGUGUGAACCUCACAGCCAGCAGACCGCACAGGUGCUGGGAGAGGCAAGCUCGGCAGCACCUCCCCGGCCCUGCGUCUCCUUGGGAGUGGAGGGGGUGUACCUCCUCCUCCACGCUGUCAUGGAGACGAUUGGGCUCUUGGGGUCCCUGCUCUACUACCCUCUGCAGUCUCCUUCAACGCCCUCUGGCACCAGACACCUGGACCCUGUGACCUGGGGACGUCCCGAGCGCACAGCGGAGACCCCCAUCCUGUCAUCUAACCUGCAUGGAGCUUGGCCCACUAGCGUUCUGCACCCCUCCCCCAGCCUGGGCCUUGACCUUCUCCCCUCACUGGCCAGCCUGCUGGGUCCACAGCACUCUUGGAUAAAGGUUUUCUUUGCUUGUUUGUGGUCAGUGGGAGGGGGUGGAACCACAGGAAACUUGGCUCCUCCUUGUCUUUGUGCAAAGGGACCGCCGCUCUAGGGCAGGGCUCUUACGGACCCUUGGGUGGCGGCUCCGUUGGGAGGGACGACAGGAUAAGAUUUGAUUAUUUUCCAAAGUAUAUAUUAAAAGAAACUUUCUUUGGGGGAAUGUAAAA